Molecule: messenger RNA, 1680 nt
Organism: Pelobates fuscus (common spadefoot toad)
Lineage: Eukaryota; Metazoa; Chordata; Amphibia; Anura; Pelobatidae
Gene: UCP2
Product: uncoupling protein 2
Exons: 8
Coding region: 359-1285 (308 amino acids)
Biological process (GO): mitochondrial transmembrane transport; adaptive thermogenesis; response to cold
Molecular function (GO): oxidative phosphorylation uncoupler activity
Source: RefSeq, a predicted model, not a curated record
GUCUGAGGACACUUCCUAUCCCCCAACCAAUACAGAUCACCCCCAUACUGCUUGCCCCCCCAAGAUUCCCCCCCUUUUCUAACUAAGAGUGAUUCGUUUCCAGCCUUCCCGGAUAAGUAUUAUGUUUAUACAACUUGUUUUACACCAAUUCUCUAUGGAAAGUAAAGGGUAUCGGAUUUUUACUGCCAGUGGCAAGUGUGACGGGCGUGACGCCUUCAGGGAAGCUUGAUCCUAGUUUUUCCCAAUACACUGGGACACUUGAAUAAGACUCCGGCAGAGUUUAUUUGCCUUGUCUUAUCACUACAACACAUCCCGACUCUCCUGAAUUUCUCAAUUUCUGCUCUGCUGAGAUUUGAAAAUGGUUGGAUUCAAGCCCACCGACGUGCCCCCUACAGCCGCCGUGAAGUUUAUUGGCGCAGGUACAGCAGCCUGCAUCGCUGACCUGUUCACCUUCCCUUUGGACACCGCCAAAGUCAGGCUUCAAAUCCAGGGUGAGACUAAGAUAUCAUCGAACUUGAAGUCUGCCCAGUACAAGGGCGUCUUUGGCACCAUCUCGACUAUGGUGAAGACUGAAGGUCCGAAAAGCCUGUACAAUGGCCUGGUGGCUGGUCUGCAGCGCCAGAUGAGCUUUGCGUCUGUCCGUAUCGGGCUGUAUGACUCUGUCAAACAAUUCUACACCAAAGGAUCUGAGCAUGUUGGCAUUGGAAGCAGGCUGCUGGCCGGAUGCACCACUGGUGCAAUGGCUGUAGCAGUGGCUCAGCCCACAGAUGUGGUGAAAGUGCGUUUUCAGGCUCAGGCCAAUGCGUCGACAAGCAAGCGUUACAAGGGUACCAUGAAUGCCUACAAAACCAUCGCCAAAGAAGAAGGCAUGCGUGGCCUCUGGAAAGGUACUGGACCCAAUAUCACCAGGAAUGCUAUUGUCAACUGCACAGAGCUGGUGACCUAUGAUCUGAUAAAGGAUGCUCUGAUCAAAUCCAAUCUAAUGACAGAUACCCUCCCAUGUCACUUUACCUCUGCGUUCGGUGCUGGUUUCUGCACCACUGUGAUCGCGUCCCCCGUUGAUGUAGUGAAGACAAGAUACAUGAACUCUGCCAAGGGCCAGUACGAGAGCGCCCUGAAAUGUGCCCUCACCAUGUUCAGAAAGGAGGGACCCCGGGCCUUCUACAAAGGGUUUAUGCCCUCUUUUCUGAGAUUAGGAUCUUGGAAUGUGGUGAUGUUCGUAACCUAUGAACAGCUGAAGAGAGCCAUGAUGUCAGCUCGCGUCUCCUGGGAAUCUCCUCUCUGAACCGGCCUGAGGACACAUUCUGCAGGCAUUGUGUUCACACCGAGCACAACUGUCUCUACCUCCCCUUAGAUUGUUUACACUAGGUUUAGAGAUUUUUAAUUUUUAUUUCCCUUUCUCCACUUACUCAUUUUUAUGGGUUAACCACUUAAGUAUAAUAUAAAUAAACAAAGAAAAGAAAAUGACAGUCAAGCCAUGUUAACGCUAUAAAGCUUGCAGUGUGGGGUGCAUGUUUUUUCUGAUCUGUGAAUUAUUCCGCUUUAUUAUUUUGGUACCUUUUUUAAAUGUCUCCCCUUUUAACUUUAAAAAUUAGCACUUGUUCUGAACAGCCUGGAACUCGACAGUUAAUGUUUCAGCUUUUAAUUCUUAGCCCCUUGAAUAAAGUAAUGGCCAUGUUA